Molecule: messenger RNA, 777 nt
Organism: Brienomyrus brachyistius
Lineage: Eukaryota; Metazoa; Chordata; Actinopteri; Osteoglossiformes; Mormyridae
Exons: 2
Coding region: 1-777 (258 amino acids)
Biological process (GO): DNA integration
Molecular function (GO): nucleic acid binding
Source: RefSeq, a predicted model, not a curated record
AUGGCAAAGGUCUUUGAGUUAACUGUGAAGGGGUGGCCUGACAAAAACACAGUGGCCUUGACUGAAUACUUCAGUCGACGCGAGCAGUCAUCCGUGUGUCAUGGGUGCAUCAUGUGGGGUACAAGAGUUGUUGUGCCACCCAAGCUGCGAUCCCGAGUCCUGGGAGCACUUCAUGAUGGACACCUGGGUGUGGUAAAAAUGAAAAGUCUUGCAAGAAGCUAUAUAUGGUGGCCAGGCAUUGAUCAACAAAUAGAGGAAAUGGCCAAAUUAUGUCCUGAAUGUCUGCAGACGCAAAAACAGCCUCCAUCCGCCCCUGUCCACAGCUGGGAGUGGCCAACUGCCCCUUGGCAAAGGAUCCACGUGGACUACACUGGGCCUUUCCUAGAUCGUAUGUCUCUUGUGGUGAUUGAUGCAUAUUCAAAGUGGCCAGAGGUCUUCAUAGUGAAAAAUGCCACAAGCACAAAAACAGUGGAACUACUCCGCACACUGUUUGCAAGAACAGGAUUGCCUGAACGACUUGUCAGUGACAACGGCAGUCAAUUCACAUCCGAGGAAUUUCAGUCCUUCCUCCAGAGAAAUGGCAUCAAACACACCACAGCAGUACCUUACCACCCCGCCACGAACGGGCUAGCUGAACGAUUUGUUCAGUUAUUUAAACAGUCAAUGAAAACAAUGUCAAAUGCUCAAGUGUCACUACAAGAGAAGAUGGGCUCUGACCCUCACGAGAGACGCUAUCCUGAAAGAGCUCAUCAUCCUCCCCAAAGACUGGACCUAUAG